AUGCCUAGAAAUACCAAAUUAAAGAAUUAUGAAUAUAAUGAGGAAGAAGAUGGAGAAUUACCGCCACUAGUGACAGGCAAUGAAAAAAACCUCAACGAAAUUCUACAAAAAAUUCAAACAGAUGGAGGUAAAAAUAUUGUUAGCGAAUCUAAAAUAGAAUCUGCUAAUAAGCAACUACCUUCAAGCAACGCCACUAUUGCUAUAUCUGCAAAAGAUAAAGUCAGUAAAGAACAAAACACUGCUGUAAUAAGAUCCGUUAAUAAAAGUAAAAUCCCAGUUACUAUAAUAACAGGCUAUUUAGGUUCAGGCAAAUCCACUCUAUUAAAAAAAAUUACACAGAAAGGCGUUUCUGAUAUGAAAAUAGCAGUUAUAUUAAAUGAAUUUGGCGAUUCUAGUGAUAUAGAAAGAUCCAUGACCAUCUAUGACAGUAAAAAUAAUGCUGACGAAUCUGCAGUUACUGAAUGGUUAGAUUUGGGGAAUGGAUGUUUAUGUUGUUCCGUUAGGGAUGUUGGUGUUAAAGCUAUUGAAAAUUUAGUGAGUAGAGUAGGAAAUGAAAUUGAUUAUGUUUUGUUGGAAACUAGUGGUUUGGCUGAUCCGACACCUAUAGCUAAAAUGUUUUGGUUAGAGGAUGGACUAAUGAGCUCGUUAGAAUUGGAUGGCAUUAUAACCGUUUUGGAUGCAGAACAUAUUUUGAAAACUUUAACAGAACAAGGUAAAACUAUUGCACAUUCCCAAAUAGCAAUGGCUGACACUAUUUUAUUGAACAAGAUUGACAAAUGCGAUAAUAAUGACCGUCUGGAGGAGAUAAUGCAUGUGAUAAAACAAAUUAACAGUGUAUCGCCAAUAUAUCCAAUUACAUAUGGUGAAAUUCAAAAUUUAAAUCAAAUAUUACAUUUAAACUCUUACAAAAAUGGGAUAGGUCCCUUAUUAUCUUCAGAAAGGGAUGGAGAAGCUCAAAAAGCUUCCUCCCCGUGUGACCACAAAAGUUGUAAUCAUUUCGGUGGUCACAGGAAACAAUUAACCUCUACAUUAACUUUUAAAUUUCCAAUCUUGGCAAACAUGAAGGAAUAUAACAAUUUUAUAGAAAUAUUACGAAUCUUACACUGGAAAUGCUUUGGUGUAGAGGACCAUAAUUUUGGAGAUAUAUAUCGUACCAAGGGCUUGAUUCUAUUACAUGAAGCCGGUAAAUCUAGAAAAAGUAUCAAUAAUAUUGAGUUUAAAGUUUUACAAGGUGUUAGAGAUACCUUUGAGCUAAUGGAUGGUUCACCAAUUGAAGGUGCAAAUGGGAGUAAAUUGGUUUUGAUUGGUGAUAAUUUAAAUAGAGUUGAGAUUGAAAAAUUGUUUGCUUCACAUGACAUUGCAUUACUAAAAAAUUGA
This is a messenger RNA of Saccharomycodes ludwigii, 1377 nucleotides long. RefSeq names its product GTP-dependent zinc transferase (gene ZNG1). Lineage: Eukaryota; Fungi; Ascomycota; Saccharomycetes; Saccharomycodales; Saccharomycodaceae. The transcript has a single exon. The record is from RefSeq and is a predicted model, not a curated record. Gene Ontology annotation, cellular component: cytoplasm. Bases 1 to 1377 code for a protein of 458 amino acids.